Messenger RNA from Drosophila ananassae, 3375 nucleotides. RefSeq lists its product as uncharacterized. Lineage: Eukaryota; Metazoa; Arthropoda; Insecta; Diptera; Drosophilidae. Gene Ontology annotation, molecular function: zinc ion binding; nucleic acid binding. Bases 1 to 3375 code for a protein of 1124 amino acids. The record is from RefSeq and is a predicted model, not a curated record. The transcript has 7 exons.
AUGUGCUUGCAAAAAGAAUACGUUCAAAAGUUCGGCGUUUCAGAUGUUCGGAAGUUAGCAAAAAGAGCUGCCUCUAAUUCUGAUGGGCCUAACGAAUUUGAUUAUGGUCACAUAACAGGUUAUGCCUAUGAGGGUAUUCAUUCCUUGGGCCAUAGUAAAAUUAUCGAUCCACAAACAGAAGUCUUUACCGAACUUUCAACAAAAAACAUUGUUGUAUCGGAACUCAAGAAUAAAAACAGUUUUGAAAAUUCAAAAAAGGAUUAUACAAUAUCUCAUCAACCUUUCGCACCACUUUUUCCAACAGAUUCAUCAUUACAAAAAAAAUUAAUUAGUUUCGAGGAUAUUACCGAUAUAACUCUAACUACUUUAGCCUUUUUAUCUUUUGGAAUGUUCACCUUGCAAGUUCUUAUGUGCAUUGUUAUGACGGAGAGUAGCCAAGAAAGGACACCUUCAGACGACAUCCCUAGCACUUCCCGGAACACCGAGGCAGCUAGCCUGAGGAGCAACGAUCCGAACAGCAUGGCAAGUGCCAUAACACUUCUAGCCAUGGAGAGGAUGCUGCUCACCAUAUUGACGGAAAAGAUGGCCGAACUGGUGCAAACGUCUGUGUUAGACAGUGUGGAAAGAUUGAUAGCAACGCCUGCCAACUCAGCCGUGAGCAGGGAAGUCAGAUCAACCCCGAGGUUAGGUGAUAUGCAGCAACCGAACGGAAACAACGGCUCCCACCACAAUACCGACGAUGCCAGCGGGAUGCGCAAUUUCUCCGGAACCGGCGUACCGAUAGACGACUUUAUCUACCGUGUGGAGGCACUGACUCAUAAGACGCUGGAUGGGAAUUUCGCGGUGUUGUGCCGCAACGUUAGUGUGUUAUUUGAAGGUAAAGCCACGGAAUUCUAUUGGCGAUACCACAAGUCCGUAGCUGAAGUCCGAUGGGAUCGGUUAUGUUCAGCGCUCCGUUUGCAAUUCCGUCAGAAUCGGGACGACGUCGAUGUAGAGGAGUUGAUAAGGAAUAGGAAGCAGAAGCCCAACGAAUCUUUUGACGCAUUCUACGACAGUGCAAACGUAAUGAUUGAUCAAUUACAAACGCCUUGGUCCACGCGCAAGUUAGUUCGUAUUCUUAAGAAUAAUUUGCGACCAGAAAUACGUCACGAAAUCCUGAAUGUCGAGGCGGUAACGGCGCAGGAGCUUAGAGAGAUCUGUCGACGUCGAGAGGCUUUCCUGGAGGAUGUCAAGCGAUCACAUGGUUAUAGUAGAGUGACUCCAUUCCGGCGCGAAGUCGCGGAUUUAAUCGACGAACCUGGUGCGGAAAGCAGCUCUGAAGUUGGAAUUGAGGCAGAUAUCGAAGCACUCGCCCUGGUAUGCUGGAAUUGCCACCACGAAGGGCACCGGUAUCAAGACUGUCUAGAAGAAAAACGAGUGUUUUGCUACGGCUGGGGAGCAGCCAACACCUACAAACCCAACUGCACGAGGUGCCCAAAAAACUCAAAACUCGGCAGUUCGAAGUCGGCGUACAGACCGAGGACGUCGAAUGCCGCCCACAACCAGUCGACAAUGACAGAUACAAGAGAUCUUCGUCCGUUUUUGCCAAUUCAUCUAUUAGAUCGCACCGUUUAUGGACUUCUUGACUCAGGAGCUUCGAUAAGCUGUAUCGGGGAUAAGCUAGCAGCGGAAGUGAUGGAGAUGAAGAACACGUACAAGUCAGUGAACGUCAAUGCCGAAACCGCAGAUGGAAGAUCACAACGGAUAACAGGCAAACUGUCAACUAUCGUGGAAUACAAUAACAUCCGCAAACCGAUGGAGUUGUAUAUAGUCCCGUCGCUCAAGCAAGAUCUAUACCUAGGGAUCGAUUUUUGGAAGGCAUACGAUCUUUUGCCUAGGAGUUUGCAGGUAGGCGAGGUGGACACAAAGGAGUCUAGCAGCAGCGAUAGUGCCAAUCUGAAAAAGGAUCACCAUGACUUGACUGAAGACCAAAGUUUACAACUCAACAUCGCCAUUAACUGUUUCCCCUCAUUUACACAAGAAGGCUUAGGAAAGACUCACCUGAUAAAACACACAAUCGAUGUAGGGGAUGCCAAGCCAAUUAAGCAAAGGCACUUCCCUGUUUCUCCGGCCGUGGAGAAAAAUAUGUAUGUAGAAAUUGAUCGCAUGCUAGGAGUGAUCGAAGAGUCUGAAAGCGCUUGGUCUUCACCAAUAGUUAUGGUUACCAAGCCAGGUAAAGUGAGACUUUGUUUAGACUGCCGUAAGGUCAACAGUCACACUAUAAAGGAUGCCUACCCACUUCCUCAAAUCAGUGGGAUAUUAAGUAGACUGCCGAAAGCCGAAUAUAUCACGAGUUUGGAUUUGAAGGAUGCUUAUUGGCAGGUCCCGCUCGAUGUUGAAUCCCGUGACAAGACUGCUUUCACCGUCCCAGGACGACCAUUAUAUCAGUUCACGGUUAUGCCUUUCGGAUUAUGCAACGCAACAAGCACCAUGUCCCGACUUAUGGACAAGGUUGUCCCACCGCAUCUGAAGGAUAGAGUAUUUAUUUACUUGGAUGAUCUGUUAGUGGUCUCACCGAGUUUUGAGAGUCACUUAGAAGUAUUAAAGGAGAUAGCACAUCAUUUAAAACGAGCAGGACUGACCAUCAACGUAGCUAAGAGUCAUUUUUGUAAGAGAAGGGUCAAAUACCUGGGGCACAUCAUUGGGGACGGGGGAAUACGAACAGAUCCCGAGAAAGUCAAAGCCAUCACAGACUUUCCUAUUCCCAAAACAUUGCGCGCUUUGCGAAGUUUCAUGGGCCUAUGUGGCUGGUACAGGAAGUUUGUGUCAAACUUUGCAGCGCUGACUGCUCCCCUAACCGAUUUAAUGACAACGAAGCGAAGAUUUAGCCUGACUCCGGAAGCACUAAAAGCUUUCGAAGUACUAAAACGACGACUUUGCGAGGCGCCUGUAUUGUGCAACCCGGAUUUCAACAAGCCGUUCGCCAUUCAUUGCGACGCUAGUAAAAGUGGCGUUGGAGCAGUGCUAGUCCAGGAGACGGACGAGGGGGAUGAGAAACCAGUGGCAUUCGUUUCGAAAAAGUUGAAUAAAGCCCAACGAAACUACACAGUGACGGAGCAGGAGUGUCUGGCCGCUAUCGUAGCUCUCAAACAGUACAGAGCCUAUGUCGAGGGACACCCCUUCAAAAUAGUCACCGACCACGCCUCCCUCAAAUGGCUGAUGUCGAAUAGGGACUUAAGUUCACGGCUAGGGAGAUGGGCUAUAGCUUUACAACGGUUUCAGUUUAGCAUCGAACACAGAAAAGGGUCGUUGCACAUUGUUCCAGACUCUCUGUCACGCGUGAAUGAGGAUGAGGUCGCAGCAAUAGACUUACAAGAAGGUUUGUUCAAGCAUUGA